GGAGGGUUUGCCAGCUGCUAUAUGAUUUCGGAUCAGAAAAGCGACCGGUAUGCCGCCAAAGUCAUUCAAAAGUCCGAACUGCAGUCUCACAAAACGAGACAAAAGCUGUUUGCGGAAAUCAAGAUCCAUCAGGGACUUAUCAACGAGAACAUUGUCAAGUAUUAUCACUGCUUCGAGGACGAUGAUUUUGUAUAUUUGGUUCUGGAGCUGUGCGAGAGCAAGACUCUCAUGGAGCUCAUCAAGCGGAGGAAACGGCUGACAGAGCCUGAGGUUCGGUACUAUAUGAAAGAGAUCGUGGCCGGAUGUGCUUAUCUUCACCACGAGAAGAUUGUUCACAGGGAUUUGAAGCUCGGCAAUCUCUUCCUGACACAUGACCUGCAUGUCCGCAUCGGAGACUUUGGCCUAGCGGCAGUGAUCCAGAACGAGGAGAGGAAAAAGACGAUUUGUGGAACGCCUAACUAUAUCGCUCCCGAGAUCUUGUUCGACACUGGAAAUGGCCAUAGUUUUGAGGUCGAUAUAUGGUCUGUCGGAGUGAUCAUGUAUACGCUGCUCAUAGGAAAGCCUCCCUUUCAAACCAACGAAGUCAAGGCAAUCUACAAGAAAAUCCGCGACAAUAAUUACGAGUUCCCUCAGGAUGUGCCGAUUUCAAACGAGGCUAAGGACUUGAUCAAGGCACUGCUGGACCCUACCCCUGCUUCCCGGCCGUCCGUCAAAACCGUAUUGGAUCAUCCGUUCUUCACC
This is a messenger RNA of Gamsiella multidivaricata, 741 nucleotides long. Its product is annotated as kinase-like domain-containing protein. Gene Ontology annotation, molecular function: protein kinase activity; ATP binding. Gene Ontology annotation, cellular component: cytoplasm; spindle pole; spindle pole body. Gene Ontology annotation, biological process: mitotic cell cycle; regulation of cytokinesis; regulation of protein localization to mitotic spindle pole body. NCBI's taxonomy places the organism in Eukaryota, Fungi, Mortierellomycota, Mortierellomycetes, Mortierellales, Mortierellaceae. The transcript has 6 exons. The record is from RefSeq and is a predicted model, not a curated record. The annotation marks the transcript as partial.